Messenger RNA from Diorhabda sublineata, 1547 nucleotides. RefSeq names its product Krueppel homolog 2 (gene Kr-h2). NCBI's taxonomy places the organism in Eukaryota, Metazoa, Arthropoda, Insecta, Coleoptera, Chrysomelidae. The transcript has 5 exons. Gene Ontology annotation, cellular component: endoplasmic reticulum; membrane. The record is from RefSeq and is a predicted model, not a curated record. Gene Ontology annotation, biological process: endoplasmic reticulum tubular network organization; membrane organization. Bases 187 to 954 code for a protein of 255 amino acids.
AGAUCUUUCAUUUUAAUGGGAACACAACAGACACAUCAUUUCUUCAAUUGGCAAAUUAUAUGUUUUAGGAAAGUGUUUAUUUUAUAAAUUGUCCAGUGUUAAUUGAAAAUUAGUUUAGGCGAUAGCAUUUAGUCUUGUGUUUAAAAUUAAUCUAAUUGAAAACGACCUUAGUACAUAAUAAUUAAAAUGAGUGAUACUUCAUCCACUACAGGACCGACUAGAAGUUUAAAUUAUGAGGCUCUCAAAGUGCAUAUAAUUACUCAUAAAAUAAAUUGUGGAUUAUGGUUGAUCAGAGUACUCGCUAUUAUUUUUUCGAUAGCAUAUUUUAUACCAAUUUUUGGCAAUCCAUACAAUUAUUACUACAAAGUUCUUUUGGCAAAUGCGGCAAUCAGUGCUUUAAGAUUACAUCAAAGGAUAGGAAGGGUGCAGUUCACAAGACAGUUUGCAGCUGAGCUGCUUUCUGAAGAUAGUUGCCAUUAUCUCUUUUAUUCGCUGAUAUUCUUAUAUGUAGCACCAGUAACAUUGGUACUUGUACCUAUCAUUUUGUUUUGCAUAUUGCACUCGGCCAGUUAUUCUCUGACUUUAUUAGAUACUUUAGGUCAGAACUCAUGGUGGGGUGCUCGAUUACUUAUUUCUUUAGUUGAAUUCCAGUCUUUGAAUAUAUUGAAAGCAGUUGCAUUCACAGAAAUUUUUCUGAUGCCCUACACAGUUUUACUUAUAUUCUUGGGCAGAGCCAGUUUGUUAACACCUUUCAUCUACUACCACUUUUUAAUGCAGAGAUACACUUCAAGAAGAAACCCUUAUACUAGGAAUAUGUUUAGAGAGCUUCGAGUUGUUUUUGAAACUACUGCAGCAAAACCCAGUAUGCCUUCAUUUGUGAAACAGUUUUUGAUGUUUGUCGUUAAUUUCACCACCAAGUUAGCACCUAUACCAACACCACAACAACAACAAUAGUUUAUAUAUAAAAUAUGUUGUUUCUUUUUUUAAUUUAGAGUUAAUGUACUGGUUAGAAAUAUUGGGCAAAAGGGAAAAAUUGUUUAAAAAAAUGAUUAAUUAUUUAAUUUUUUGUUGAUGGUUCGUUAGAUUAACGAAAAAAGCAUGUGUUGUUGCACUUUUUACCUUUUUAAUGUUUUAUAUUGCUAUUGCUCAGUCGAGAUUUUGUUCUUUAUAAUUGAAAUACAUAUUAAAAAUUGUAUAAGCGUAAAUUUUAUUUAUCUAUAUGUAAAACUAAGACCGAAAAGAAAAAUGGAACGAAGCUUAUACAUCACAUAUGAAAUGUAAAAGCUGACCAUUUUUAACUCUUUUAUUCACGUUCCUACGAAAGUUUUGGGUAUUUAUGUUUUAUUUUAGGAUCAUUUAGCAUUAAAAUGUCACAAAAACUUCACAGAACCUCUUUUGGUGAAGUUUGAGCGGAUUCAAAAGCAAAAGAUUUAUUUUCCACUUUUAUAACAAAUGGUUUUCAUUAAAAAAACUGUUAGUGCUUCUACUACAAGAGUUUUUCUAAAAAAAACUACUAUCAGUUGAAGGAAAUAAAGAAAAUACAUGUU